This is a messenger RNA of Candoia aspera, 4718 nucleotides long. RefSeq names its product hyccin PI4KA lipid kinase complex subunit 1 (gene HYCC1). The record is from RefSeq and is a predicted model, not a curated record. NCBI's taxonomy places the organism in Eukaryota, Metazoa, Chordata, Lepidosauria, Squamata, Candoiidae. Bases 124 to 1671 code for a protein of 515 amino acids. Gene Ontology annotation, biological process: protein localization to plasma membrane; phosphatidylinositol phosphate biosynthetic process. Gene Ontology annotation, cellular component: plasma membrane. The transcript is spliced from 10 exons.
AAAAAAAAGAUUUCAGAGUCUUGCUGUAGUGGUCCCAGCUUUGUAGGAAAAAGGUAUUGGAAAAUUAACACUUAUCUCUUGUGCCCCACAAUUUAAGGCUGAAGAUUAAGAACACAUUGAAAUAUGUUGGAUGCAGAUACAGGGAUCGUAGAAGAAUGGUUAUCAGAAUUCAAGACAGUGCCAGAAGCAUCUAUAGCAAGUUAUGCUAAAAAUUUGAAAGACAAGAUUUCCCUGGUUUCAUCUCUAUAUAAAGUUAUUCAAGAUCUACAAAGUGAGCUGCUGGAACCAGUCUGUCACCAGCUGUUUGAAUUUUAUCGCAGUGGUGAGGAACUUCUGCUGCAGUUCACACUUCAGUUUCUUCCAGAAUUGAUAUGGUGCUAUCUUGCUGUUUCUGCUAGUAAAGAUCUACAAAGCAGUGGUUGCAUAGAAGCACUUCUACUAGGAGUUUACAAUUUGGAAAUAGUUGAUAAACAGGGGAACAGUAGGAUCCUAAGCUUUACAAUUCCAUCUUUAUCUAAACCUUCAGUAUAUCAUGAACCUUCCAGUAUUGGUUCAAUGGCUCUUACAGAGGGUGCUUUAUCUCAACAUGGCUUGUCCAGGGUUGUAUAUAGUGGACCUCAUAUGCAGAGAGAAAUGUUGACAGCACAAAACAGGUUUGAAGUACUGACAUUCCUUUUGCUACGAUACAAUGCUGCCUUAAGCUAUAUGCCUGCAGUUUCUCUUCAGUCUUUAUGUCAGAUCUGUUCCAGAAUCUGUGUUUGUGGGUAUCCUCGCCAGCAAGUAAGAAAAUAUAGAGGCAUAAACAGCAGAAUUCCAGUCUCUUCUGAAUUCAUGGUGCAAAUGUUAACAGGGAUUUAUUAUGCUUUUUAUAAUGGAGAAUGGGAUCUGGCUCGCAAAGCAAUGGAUGAUGUUUUAUACAGAGCACAAUUGGAGUUAUAUCCAGAACCACUAUUGGUAGCUAAUGCAAUAAAAGCUUCAUUGCCUCAAGGUGCCGUGAAAUCUAACAAAGAAGGUACAAAAUGUAUUCAGGUUGAAAUUACUCCUACUGCAUCUAGAAUAUCAAGAAAUGCUGUGACCAGCAUGUCUAUUCGGGGCCAUAGAUGGAAAAGGCAUGGUAACGAAUUAGGAAUUCCAGAAGAAGAAUUAAUAGAAGUAUCUGAAGUUGAUGAAGGAUUUUACUCCAGGGCUACUUCUACUACAAGUCAUUCUACUUCAUCAAAAAGUAACAACAACACCAAUAAUAAAACAAUAAUGGGCAAGAGUCAGCGAAGGCCUGGAGGAAACAAAGUUGGAGGAAAAGAAAAAGAAAUGCCUGCUGAAUCCUACAAAGAGCAUCUAUCUCGCAAACAAAGUCAGAGGGCAAUGAGUGAAAAUCUAGAGCUCCUCUCUCUGAAGAGGCUGACCCUAACCAGCAGCCAAUCCUUGCCCAAAUCAGGGAGUCAUAGCUUGGCUAGAGCUAGCACUACUCUUUUUAGUAAAUCCUUUGAGCAGGUCAGUGGCGGUGUGAUCCCCAGUAAUCACAAUGGCACAGAAACAAAUAGGCUUUCAGUGUGUAGUUUGCAAGAAGGGAAUUUGAUAUUUGAAACUGAAAGAAUAGACCUUCCUGUUUCAAACAAGCAGUCUAAUCAGCAGCGACUACCUACUAUCAGCAUUACUCUCUCAACAGACUAAUAAACACCUAGCUAAUGUUGCAGUAUAAAAGGGAGGCCAUUCAGUGAUGGUACCACAUGUUAGGAUCCCUCAAGCUCUUCUUUAAUCAACAAAAUUGUUUCAAAAGUUACUUUUGCUUUAAAAUAGUUGCCUAAAUUAUGUUGAUGAUUAAAUGUUAAAAUGGAAUAGUAUGGAUCAUCCUGUAAAUAUUUUACAGUAUUGAUGUUUUAAUAUGUGGGACAUUUUAGGAGUUAGUUUGCUCAGCAGAUAAGUUGUAUUGGAAAAUGAUUACAUGAUAGACCUCUAUCAGAUGAAAUCUUUAAUAUCAUUGUGCUAUUUCUGAAUACUGAACUUUAUUCUGAUGAUAAUUGGCUAUGGCCUAGAAUUGGUUUCUCGGUUCCAAACUCACAGCGAGAACCAUUUUUCUUUGGCCCUCCCUGGAAAAGGUUACAGUCUAAGUGGCAGCUGGUAUUUGAAAAACAAUAUUCAGUUCUCCAUACACAAUCUGUACCCAAAUAAAUAAAUGUGCCACUAUUGUGCCACUACUGAACAAUGUGUGUUCAGGCCACUAUUUUCAAAUUGCAACUUAAAUUGCUGCUACAGUAUUCAAGUAGAGUAUAUGUAAAUUUUUCCACCCUGUGUCGUAACCCAGCAAUGAAUAUGUUUCAGAAUAUAGCAUGUACAUAUUAUAUUCCAGAGAAAAGAAUAAUAAUAUUUUUUUACCUUUCCCACCAUACCAGCCCUGGACUGCUAAUAAUUUGUGCUGGCCUAUCUUGAUAUGAUUAACACAGCUGCCAGCUCUAUAUUGGGUGUCACAUUUGUACCAUGACUAAAAUGGGUGUAAUUCAGUGUUUGUAUAGCUUUAAGUGUACAGCUUGUAGUUUUGUUGUAAAACAGUGCUUUGGGCUUAGGGUAUAGGUCUCUGUGUAGGCCUAAAAUCUAGUGCACAAACAGGUCAGAUGGAGGAGGGGAAAGUUACUCAUUUCUCCUUUUCAUCUGCAGAGGGCUACAGUUCUUUUAUAGUGCCGGUGAGUUCAAAAUGAUUAGGGUGAAACUUAUUUUCCAGCCCUGGAGUCUGUAAACCAACCCAAGAAACAAUAGUGGCUUCUAUUUUCUUCUGAAAUUUGAACAGAGAGAUUCCUCUUAAAUAUUUUAGUUUUUUUUUUAAUUGAACAGUAGUGUGGACUAGAAAUCUUUUUUAUUUUACUCCUUCCUUUCAUAAAUAGUUUUUAAGUUGCAUUACAGUUUAGUAGUAAGCUUAACCACUGUAUGGGCAGUAGGUCAUGGUCAUGGCAGAUGUUAAAUAUUUUGGAAGGACAAGAUUUAGUUUUGUCUUCUAAAAAUACAAUCUGGCAUUUCUUUUGCAUAGCCGUGUUGACAAUUCUCCCCAAUUUGUGACCUCCUCCUCCUCCCCUGGUUUCAGCAAUUAUAUACUCUAGAACAACUUCUAGGGGGUUAGUGGAUGUAUAUGAACAGAAAAGAAAUUAGCAUCAGACUCUAAUAUGAACAUAAGUGCUUCCUACGUGUUCAUGGAUCUUUGGAUACAUAGCAUAGCCACCAAGUGCAACAGCAGCGCUGCUUAUUUUUGCUCCUCCCACCCGCUGCUUUUUGCAGUGUUGCUUUUCAACCAAAAUACUUUCUAACAAAGGUUUUAUGCUUCUCUGGCUUUAAGCAAGAAGCAGCUUGAUACACUGCUUUUAUAUUAACUGUACCAUGUAGUUAGAAAUUCUAUUUGUAUUCAAAGAGAAACUUUUCAAAUUUCCAGAGUUCCAAUUUUUUAAUGAAAAGUAAUAGCCUUUUUUGCAAUUGUUUGUAUUAGAAAUUUCUGGAAACACUUUCCAUUUCCUGGAAUAUCUGAAAUUUAAAAUGGAUGGAACUAACUGUAAUCUUAAUUUUAUUUUAUUAAAUCUCUGGGGUACCUAUUAUAACAGUAUUAACAUGCUUUAUCCUUAGUAAAAUAAUUCACACAAUUUUCUACAUAUUUUAUGGUUUACUGGCAUUGUAUUAAAGGUUUAUUUGGUGUAGGUAGAAGAAAUUAGUUUUUGUACAGGAAUAUACAGCCUUUGUAGAUGAAAGCUAUUUUCUCUUACAGUUCAUUUUUAAAAUUUCACAAGAUGGUUCUUAAAAUGUUUACAGUACUAAAGUUUUAGGACUAAAGAAAGCAUUUUUAAUAAAAACAACUUGUUCUUUUUUGUAUAUUCAGAUAAUUUAGAGUUUCCCCGAAUACUGCAACAGAUAAUGGAAUAGCAAAUUUAUAAACUUAAGUUACUUGAGUGUCUCUGAACAAGGAUAUGUGAUAGUUGUCUAUUCUACAUGCUGAUAUACAUAAAUGUGUUUUGUGUAUGCACAGUUAAUUAUUUUUAUGCAUAAUCAAAAGAUGAAGCUAGAGUGAAAAUCCAGAAAAAUAUGCAAUAAUCUCAACAUAUACAAAAUGAAGAGUAGAUUUACCCAGUGUAAUAGUAAUAAAUGAUAAUUUCUUUAAAAGUUAGUUACACUUGCUAAACCAUGAAUCCUUUACACAAUCCUAUCAUUGAAUGGGAAACCAGUUUGACAUACAGUGUACAAUUAUAGUAAAUGUAAUUAUUACCAUUUUAAGAAUAUGAAAAUUGUGCAAAUUUCACUCUAUAAACUAAGAUAGGGAAUACUGCCUUGAGCUUUAACUUUCCUUGAUCAAAAUGCUGUGACAGUCCUAAACCUGGAAAAACUGUCUGGUGGUAAAUUUCAGGAGCAGAAGUCUCCAGUAAUGGCAGCUUCUAUUCUGGAAGUGGAUUGUAUUAUUCAUACAUUGUUACAUUUGAAAUCUACAUAGACUUCAGUGUUUAAAUUCUAGUUGUAUAACAUCAGCCGUGGAAUAGAAUAUCAUUUUGACUUUGAUAGCUAGUUGUGCUUGAUUAAUAAUUAUUUAUAAAUAUAAAAAUCUGGAUGUUUGGGUAAUUGGAAACCUGGCUUCAAAAAGCUUUGAAAAUUGCUGAAGGCCAUAAUUGGUGAACAUUUCAAAUUGUCUUAAAAGUUGUUACAUUUUGAAUAUUUUUUAUAACUUAAGAGCAACAUUUUAUUUAUUAUAUACA